GGAGGGUGGUGGGAAGGACAGCUCAAAGGCAGAAGAGGUUUGUUCCCUGACAACUUUGUAAGAGUGAGUACAAAGUGGAACUGUUCUUGUGUUGUACGUAUAUGUUUUGUGUACUGUGCUGUUCAGGUUGUCAGCCUUGAUAUCAUAUUUCUUCAAUCCAAGACUGUGAUAUACUGCAAUAUAAUGUUCCACGGAGGCUGCAUUAGAAAGGAAAGAUUGAUUUAUUGUGAAGACAAUAUAGUAUCAAUAUCCUGAAAGUAAAAAUAGCUACCCCUGACGUCCUCUGCUUUUCAGUUGUUAUGCCUGGCUGUGUCGUCUGGGAGCAAAGUUUUCAUUCUAGCACAACCUAUAUGUCAAAAGAAAUAAAACAGUCUAUGGUCUCUUCUGCGUUUGCAAUACUAUCUUCUCUCUGUAGCUGUUGCUUCUUCUUCUCCAGAUUGCUUCCUUAGGUUUUGUAGAAUAUUUCUAGAAUACAUAUUCAUGACUGAACUAGCUGAGAAUAAUUAAAGUGGAUUUUUUCUAAACAACUGCCCACAAAAAAACUUUUCAAAGUGUAUCGUUAUUUGGUAUUUCAUGUAAUCUACCAAAUAACCUGCAAUAAUACUGAUUUUAGAAAAGCCAUUCAAAGUUUUAGAAAUGAAAAUAUGUCUUUUUUUACUGAACAUCUUUGUGUGUUUGGAUAUGUUUGCCCACAUCUUUAUCAAUGACCUGGAUAGUGGUAUUGAGGAUGCUCCAUCCUCACUUGAAGGCAUUCAGAGCCUGGUUGGAUGGGCCCCAGGCAGCCUUAUCUAGUGCCUGAUUUAGUGGUUGGCAACCCUGCCCAGGGCUGGGGUGUUGGAAGUGGAUGAUCUUUAAGGUCCCUUCCAAGCAUUCUAUGAGUACCUCUGGGCCUCCAUGAUAUGUCACUGUAGACCUAGACUGUUAGUUUCUAUAAAUCUCUGUAAACCUAGCUCUCCAGCCAUGGGAAAAAGAACAAGGGCUACAAUAAACUACAUAAAUGAGCUUUUUGUUACUGCAGUUUCAGAGGGUCUUUGUGACUUUCCACUUUCAAAGGGUGUCAGUCUUUUUUCUUCUUGUAACUUGGGGCCUGUUGUGUGUUUAUACAUAUACACAUCAUUAAGUUAUUUCACUUUUCUUCAACGACAUUCCAUACAUCUGAGAUAAUUUGGGACAGUGGUAAUUUGACAAACUCGUAGGCUCUGUAGCAGGGGGACUUGGGAGCCUCAGGUGUUGCAAAAGGAAAAAAUAUACCCACAUAGUAAUACGUGUUCUUGUCCUUGACAAGGGUAAAGAAUAGCUCUGUAUCCAUCAGGAGCAAUGAGGAGGAGGAAGUCAGAGACUCGAGGAUAUGAAAGGGAGUGAAGGGGAAAAAUGGAUAUCUCAUUUCUUGCUAAUCUCUGGAAAUCCACAUUUUGAGGAAAGAAACAAUUUUGGGACUCAUUAUGUACCAAUGAUAUUUUUCUUUAACUUUGGUAGACUGCUGUUGUGGUUUAACCCAGCAGGUGGCUGAGCACUACAGCUGUUCACUCACUUCCUCCUCUUCCCAGUGGGAUAGGGGAGAGAAUCAGGAGAAAAAAAAAAAGUAGAACUCGUGGUUUGAGAAAGAACUAUUUACUGUUUACUCAAAUAGAGUAAAGGGUAAGGAUGAUAAUUAUGACAAAUCUAUCUAUCUGUAUAUAGAUAGAUAUUAUCCUUUUCCAAUGAGCCGUCCUAAUUCUGUUCCCUCCCAGCUCGAGCCCUUCACUGAGAAUGGCCUUGGCUCUGUGCAACACUGCUUAGUGGCACCUAUAAACAUUGAUGUGUUAUCAGCAUUGUUUUCCUCCUAGAAACCAAAACAUAGCGUCAUACCAGACACUGAAUAAAACAAUUCCAUCCCAGCUGAAACCGAGGCACUUGAAAAGUUCUCUGGGAUAAGAACAAUUUUUCUCUAAGCUUUCUCCUGGCUGAUAUUUGAAAUUUGCUGCUGAUUUUAGGAGCACUGAAUUCAAUGACCUAAACAAAUGUGGCCUAUGAAUUUCUCUCAUGAAAAUAUCACAAUAUAUGCAUGAAGGCAAGUUCUUUUCAUUAAUACCUAAUUAUUAUGGCCUCUUCUUUCCAAAAUGACUUCAAUCUGUGGUGUCCAGUCAAAUGAUUUAAAAUAAAUAAAUACAUUUGGUUUCAGUCAGAAGUUCUGAAACAACAAUACAUGUUUUGUAUCCUGUGCUCUCAUGCAGUAUUGGUACAUUUUUUUCUUAAUUUUUUCUGAAGUCAGCACUGAGAGCUGUUUUCUGAAGAACUAAAAACCACAUUAAGUUCUUCCUCAUUCUCGUAUCAUGCUUGAAUGCAAAGUCAGAUGCUGAUCUUUCUGAUCUUUCCCUCUCUAAUUUAGGUAACCUGCAGUAGAAAAUACAGACUUCCUAAAAAUGUGGUUUGUGAAUAUCUUCAGUGAAAAACUUCAUCUUUCUUCAGUUUUUCUCAUGGAAAUAUCCUUAAACAUGGGGAGCUUUAUUCAACCAUAACAGCGUUACUGUUACUGAGUUUAUUGAAUGUAAUCAUUCUGUCUGUUAAGAUUACAAGUAAUUGCAAACAUUCUCUUUUGGUUGUCAUAGAAUCAUAGAAUCGUUUGAAUUGGAAAGGACCUUUAAACAUCAUCUAGUCCAACUCCUCUGCCAUGAACAGGGGCAUCUACAGCUAGGAAAUAAAGAAGGACAUGAAGAAGGAAAAUAUUGCCAACAAACCACCAGAGAAGCCUAUAAAUGAAAUUUGCAAUGGAAGCUCUUUGCUGUUGUCUGAGACAAUUAUUAGAACCAACAGAAAAGGAGAGAGGAACAGACGAAGAAGAUGUCAGGUGGCUUUCAGUUAUUUGCCUCAAAAUGAGGAUGAACUGGAAUUAAAAGUUGGUGACAUCAUUGAAGUUGUGGGAGAGGUAGAAGAGGGCUGGUGGGAAGGUAUCCUUAAUGGAAAGACGGGCAUGUUUCCUUCCAACUUCAUAAAGGAGCUGUCUGAUUCUGAUGAUGCUGGAAUAGCACAGGAAGAGCAAGUAAAGCCAAGAAAGUCUGCCUUUGAAGGGACAAUUCUGUACAGAGUGGCACCGGCAAAGAUUGACAGCUACAGACGCUAUAACAGUCUGAAAGAUACUACAGGCUCUGAGAGUGAUGGUGGUGACUCUGGCAGCACAAAAUCAGAAGGAGCCAAUGGAGGCACGACAAUCCAACCCAAAAAGGUCAAGGGUGUUGGCUUUGGAGAUAUCUUCAAAGACAAACCUAUAAAGCUACGACCAAGGUCAACAGAAGUUGAAAAUGACUUUCUCCCAGUAGAUAAGAGUGUUGGGAAGAAAGUACCUCCAGCCACAGCAAGUCAGGAGCCAACAAAAACAGAAGUGGACAGCAGAACAAAAACCAAGGAGUAUUGCAAAGUGAUAUUUCCAUAUGAAGCACAGAAUGAUGAUGAACUCACAAUCCGAGAAGGUGAUGUCGUCACACUUAUCAGUAAGGACUGUAUUGAUGUGGGUUGGUGGGAAGGAGAACUGAACGGCAGACGAGGAGUGUUUCCAGAUAACUUUGUCAAGCUUCUUCCUUCCGAUUUUGAAAAAGAGAGACCGAAGAAACCACCACCCCCAUCAGCUCCUGUUGUCAAACAAGGAUUAGGAACCACAGACCGAAAACAAGAAGUCAAAAAGGUGCCUCCUGAAAGGCCAGAGUGUCUCCCUAACCGAACAGAAGAAAAAGAAAGAUCAGAGAGAGAGCAAAAACAGUUAGACUUGCAGAAGCCUUCAGUUCCUGCUAUACCUCCGAAGAAACCACGGCCACCCAAAGCAAAUCCUGUGAGCAGACCUGGUACCUUACCUCCAAGAAGGCCAGAAAGACCAGUUGUGCCUGCGACUCAUGCAAGGAGUGAUAGUCCAAAAGUGGAACUAGUGGGGAGUUCGGUAUCCAGCACACUGGAGAAAGACUCCUCUGACAGAAGCAAUGACAUCGACUUGGAAGGUUUUGACUCUGUAGUACCAAUUGCUGAGAAGCUUAAUCAUCCAACUACAACCAGACCAAAAGCUACUGGCAGGCGACCACCCUCCCAGUCUUUCACAUCUUCGUCCCUUUCAAGCCCAGAUUUCUUUGACUCACCGAGUCCUGAAGAAGAGAAAGAUGAACAUGUUUCCAUUACUCACAAAACUAUUGAAGUGUCGAGGAAGUCAAGAACUGUUACAAUAUCACAGGUAUUUGAUAAUAAAACUUCGUUGCCUCCAAAACCAGGAGGUUUGGCUAGUGGCAGUAAUGUACAACCAUCUCUAUCACCUUCACCAUCACCUGGAUUUCAUUCAAUUGCUAUGGGAACAACAGGCCACAGGUCAAAUUCCCCAUCCCUACUUGGUGCAGAAGGAAAGCCAAAGACUGAACAAUUGAGCCAAGGUCAGACUGCCCUGGAGGAGCUGAGAACGCAAGUUAAGGAGCUAAGAACUAUCAUUGAAACGAUGAAAGACCAGCAAAAAAAAGAGAUUAAGCAGUUGCUGUCUGAACUGGAUGAAGAAAAGAAGAUCCGUCUACGAUUGCAGAUGGAAGUCAAUGACAUAAAGAAAGCUCUUCAAUCAAAGUGAAUACUUGAUAGAUGGAAUGUUGCAUUAUUCUACAUGACUGAGACUCAAAUUUAUGCCCCAGCCAAAAUAACUUUGUGCCAAAUGAUUUAAGAAUUGCCUCAACAUCCCUUUAUCGAAGGAUUAGCACAACCAUUUUGGAUAGCACAACAAAAAUACCAACAGUGAGGAAAAAUCUUCCACACGAAGCGGUGCUGUGUGGCACUGGUUGUGACUGAAAUCGAUCUUCUUGUGCUAAAGGCUCUCUACUUCAAGAUCAUAGGUGAAAUGAAAACUCAGGCAGUUUAGUCCAUAGUGGUACUAUUUUGAUGAUAUUUUUCCAUAAAUAAAGUGUAUUUCAGAUUAUCUGUUUACAAGCUUUAUGAUUUUGAUUUUUGUUUUUUAAUUGUCUUUUGUCACAGAUUUUAAAAUGUUUGUACUGCAUAUAGCCAGGAAUGAAUGUUAACGUUGGGGCUGGAGGGAUUAUUUUUGCUUCGAGAUAGAACAGCCUACUUCUUGUUACGGUUUUAAGUUGUUAAAUAUGCAAUUUCAUGUCCCCCGACCCCCCUACGAUGAAACUUACCUUGUGUACAGUAAUGUAUUUAGGAGAAGAAAACCAACAGAAUAAGAAUCUGGUCUUUGCAAUGAUUUGUGCCUUUCUUUGCCACACACCGACGGGAGCUGGUUGCAGGUCAGGUCUCCGUCACGUAGCUACCCCCAUCUCCCGUCACCGGUGUCCGGUAGAGGUCACGCUCACCGGGUACAGCUAGCUGCUCCACACAGCCGGGUCCCUGCCAAGUGGAGGGACAGUGGCACGGUUGAGAGCAUCUCUGUCUAUAUCGGCUGUGGCUUUUUAGCUUUCCCAUUUUCAGUAGCCUCUCCUUUGGUUUUGAAUGUUUAUCUCCGCUUGGUUUUCAGUAGAUGAUUUCAGCGCCAGCCUCCGUCCCCAAUUUUGCACAGAGUGAACAGAAUAUGCAUUAUUAAAGCAAAAAUAAAUAAAAGUAAACUAUAAAACAUGAAUAAAAAGUUGUAUUAUUUCCUGCA
Messenger RNA from Gallus gallus (chicken), 5590 nucleotides. It is a transcript of the gene SH3KBP1, whose product is annotated as SH3 domain containing kinase binding protein 1. Gene Ontology annotation, molecular function: protein binding. The transcript has 18 exons. The record is from RefSeq and is a predicted model, not a curated record. NCBI's taxonomy places the organism in Eukaryota, Metazoa, Chordata, Aves, Galliformes, Phasianidae. The coding region runs from base 2690 to 4570 and encodes 626 amino acids.